CCCUGCAGGAAACAAGCCCCCUAAGAAGGGGACACACCUGUACCACCUGUAGAUACACCUGUAGAUACACCUGAACCAUAGAACCAUCCCUAUGCUACAGACACUCACCUGCACGUGUACACGUGUGUGUGUCUGUGUGUGUGUGUUAGAAUUCGAAAGUGAGAGGGCGCGCGCAUCUUAUCUCAUUUCAUUUCCUAUCGGGAGCGCGCGCAGAGUGAGUGCACGCGCGUUACACUCGACUGGCUCGAGACUUGGCGUCAGGAAUUCAGCGCGUGGCUGAACGGUUUAGCAGAGCUCGCGGGCAGGUACAGGUACAGAAACAGGUACAGGUGAGCAGAACCGCGUGCUUUUGGACCGGAACAGCUUUUUCUGUGCUGAACUGAGGAAGAAGAGGAGGAGGAAGAGGAGGCUGGAGUGAGGAAGGUGAAGGUAAAUCCAGAACCCGGAGAUGGACGACUCCAUAGACAACCUCACCAAAAAGGAGUUUGUAAGUGUUUGGGUUCGGGAUCCUCAGGUUCAUAAGGAGGACUUCUGGCACACAUACAUCGACUACGAGAUCUGUCUCCAUACGAACAGCAUGUGUUUCCGGAAGAAGACAUCGUGUGUGAGGAGGAGGUACAGUGAGUUUGUGUGGCUCCGGCAGAGACUGCAGGACAAUGCUCUGCUCAUACAGUUGCCCAAACUGCCCCCCGCCAACCCCUUCUUCAGCCUCAACAACCCGUACCAGGUGACCCAGCGGAUGCAGGGCCUGCAGAAGUUCCUGGAGAUAGUUCUGCAGAUGCCGCUGCUGCUGUCGGACAGUCGUCUGCAUCUGUUCCUGCAGUCGCAGCUGAACAUCGCGAAGAUGGAGGCGUGUGUUCAGGGCCAGACGCGAUACACCGUCGCUCAGGCCAUCCAGCGCUGUGUGUACGAGACUCGCUUCCCCGCCGAGGAGGAGAGCAAGAGCUACUGCGACUCCGACUGCGAGAGCACGGCCUCUUCAGGUCUGGGCAGUAGUGUGGGUCCGGCCACGCCUAUAGAAAUGUCAACUCAAAACGGUAGCCCCGCCCAGCAGUUUUUGGCCACGCCCACACAGCAGGACCAGCUCUCAUGAUGUGUUCGGAGUUCUGCACACAAUCCUAGUUUUACACACACUGGUGUAUAUUUACACACUCAUAUAUACGCUGGUAUAUUUGCACAGAAACCGUGUUGCUGCUCUAACAGUGUACUGUUCAGUGAUUAUAGAGGCUAUAGUAGAGGUUUAUUCAUGUUUUUAUGUUUGUAUUCUCAGGUUUAUUAGAGAUAAAAAAGAUUGUAGUCGCUGACUUUUUAAAAAGAUAAUUUAUGUUUUUGAACAAUUUUAUUGUGAUUUAAAUGUAUAGUGUAAAAAUAAUUAAAUAAAUACUGUUUUAGUUCUGUAA
Molecule: messenger RNA, 1400 nt
Organism: Astyanax mexicanus (Mexican tetra)
Lineage: Eukaryota; Metazoa; Chordata; Actinopteri; Characiformes; Acestrorhamphidae
Gene: snx10a
Product: sorting nexin 10a
Exons: 7
Coding region: 449-1093 (214 amino acids)
Biological process (GO): intracellular protein transport
Molecular function (GO): phosphatidylinositol binding
Source: RefSeq, a predicted model, not a curated record